Messenger RNA from Fraxinus pennsylvanica, 1581 nucleotides. The record is from the annotation of a GenBank genome assembly. NCBI's taxonomy places the organism in Eukaryota, Viridiplantae, Streptophyta, Magnoliopsida, Lamiales, Oleaceae.
AUGGAUGAUGAAAAUGGAAUGGCCGAUCUGAGGCAAUACAUGAACCGGAGGCCUUUUUUUCCACCAAUUCCUCCUGGAACUGACCUGUUAUCCGACCACCAUCCGCGGUUGACGCAGACGCAGCAGUACGACAUGUUCAUGAUACCACAUGGGCUUCAGCCGGCGUUUAGGUCUGAUUCUACAACUAGUAAUACUGGUGGUGGGGGUUCGUCUAGUAGUGCUGGUGGGUUUGGUGGGUUUGAGAUGGAGGCUGGUGGGUUGAAUGGUUACGCAGAUGGUGGCACUGGGCGAUGGCCUAGGCAAGAAACACUUACUCUUCUUGAGAUCAGAUCGAGGCUGGAUCCUAAGUUCAAGGAAGCCAACCAAAAGGGUCCGCUAUGGGAUGAAGUCUCAAGGAUUAUGGCUGAGGAACAUGGAUAUCAGAGGAGUGGCAAGAAAUGCAGAGAGAAGUUUGAGAAUUUGUACAAGUAUUACAAGAAGACUAAAGAAGGCAAGGCUGGAAGACAGGAUGGCAAGCACUAUAGAUUUUUUCGCCAGCUUGAAGCACUCUAUGGUGAAAUCAGCAAUACAGUGCCAGUCUCCGAAACACAUCGGGCCGGAAGCACUAUUCUAAACAGUACUUCGACCAAUAACAUUUUAAUAGCAAAUCAGCAAGAAGUUUAUAAGGCUCCAAAGCUCUCAGAUACUAGCCUUAGUCUAUCUAAUUCUUCUGAUUUUGAUACUACUUCAUCAGAUGGAGGAGACGUUAAUGGAAGAAUAAACGAUGACUCGAGUGGAAAUAGGCAGAAGAAAAAGGGUAAUAGGAGGUGGAAAGUAAAGAUAAAAGACUUCAUUGAUGCACAGAUGAGGAAAUUGAUGGAUAAACAGGAGGCUUGGAUGGAGAAAAUGAUGAGGACAAUUGAGGAUAAAGAACAAGAGAGGAUGAUAAGAGAGGAUGAAUGGAGAAAGCAAGAUGCUGAUAGAAUAGAGAAGGAGCACAAGUUCUGGACUAGUGAAAGGGCAUAUAUCGAAGCACGGUAUGCUGCAUUAAUGGAAACUAUACGAAACGUUGCUGGUAAAGAACUUAAUGUUUCACCAUCGGAUGAAUUGAUGGCAGUUAAAACUCGAAGCCUGAGUGAAAACGAGAACGACGAUGAAAAGGGCGAUAUGAUCUGGCCAGAAUCUGAGAUUACAAGGCUAAUCCAAUUGAGGACUAAUUUAGACUCAAGGUUUCAACAAGGUGGGUUUUCGGAAGAAGUCCUGUGGGAAGGAAUAGCUUCAAAAAUGGCCUGUUUUGGAUAUGACAGGAGUGCUUUAGUCUGCAAAGAAAAGUGGGAUAGCGUCAAUAAUUAUGUAAUCAAGUGCAACAAGAAAAGAAAGGAGAAUCCAAAACCCUAUUGCUAUUGCUAUCAGAAUAAUGUGUCCAUAUGCAAUAAUCAUGUAGGAGCCUUUUGUGAUAAUACCAGUGGAUUAGGACCUGAGGCUUCACCUUCUAAUAGCAACACAGGAAAUGCAAUGAAUGAUAGCUGCUUUAGGUACUUUAUGGGGGAUGAUCAUAACAUGUGGGAGAAUUUUGGGCUGAAACUCAACAAAUUAGGGUAG